Molecule: messenger RNA, 1668 nt
Organism: Gopherus flavomarginatus (Mexican gopher tortoise)
Lineage: Eukaryota; Metazoa; Chordata; Testudines; Testudinidae
Gene: RAB14
Product: RAB14, member RAS oncogene family
Exons: 9
Coding region: 293-940 (215 amino acids)
Biological process (GO): phagosome maturation; endocytic recycling; defense response to bacterium
Cellular component (GO): recycling endosome; phagocytic vesicle; Golgi apparatus
Molecular function (GO): GTP binding; GTPase activity
Source: RefSeq, a predicted model, not a curated record
ACCCCGCGCAUGGAGCACCGCCAUCUUGGAUAAGGGGGGAUGGGGGCGCAGUCGAGCCGUCAGAACUGAGCCUGUGGGAGCCCCGGAGCGAGGCAGAGACCCAGCCCGAAGCAGAGCCGUACAGCGCCCAGAGGGGACCGGGCUGCCGCCGCCGCCGCCACCGAGAGAGCCAAGCUGCACAGCCACCAGCUCCCCGAGCCCAGAUCAUUAAUGAAGUGGCAAAAUUUGCAGAUAAUACAAAAUUAUUCAAGAUAAAGUCCAAAGCUGACUCCAGAAAGUUACAGGUGCCACAAUGGCAACUGCACCUUACAACUACUCCUACAUCUUUAAGUACAUCAUUAUUGGGGACAUGGGUGUAGGAAAGUCCUGCUUGCUUCACCAAUUCACAGAAAAGAAAUUUAUGGCUGACUGUCCCCACACAAUUGGGGUCGAAUUUGGUACAAGAAUAAUUGAAGUUAGUGGCCAAAAAAUUAAACUGCAGAUCUGGGACACAGCAGGACAAGAGCGAUUUAGGGCUGUAACACGAAGCUACUACAGAGGAGCAGCAGGAGCUCUCAUGGUCUAUGAUAUUACUAGAAGAAGCACAUAUAACCAUUUAAGCAGCUGGUUGACAGAUGCAAGGAACCUCACCAAUCCGAAUACUGUGAUAAUCCUCAUAGGAAAUAAAGCAGAUCUGGAAGCACAGAGAGAUGUUACAUAUGAAGAAGCCAAACAAUUUGCGGAAGAAAAUGGGUUGUUGUUCCUUGAAGCAAGUGCAAAAACAGGAGAGAAUGUUGAAGAUGCAUUCCUGGAGGCUGCCAAGAAAAUCUACCAGAAUAUCCAAGAUGGAAGCCUGGAUCUGAAUGCUGCAGAGUCAGGUGUACAACACAAACCUUCAGCUCCACAGGGGGGUCGACUAACCAGUGAACCCCAGCCCCAGAGAGAAGGCUGUGGCUGCUAGUGACCUCUCUUCCAUGGCUCCAUUUUUGACCUUUCACCUCUGUUGGAAGCAGUACUUUUGACUGCUUCAUUGUCUUCUGUACAUCUUACUGGGUUUAAUUAAACUCCGAGACAACAGUUUAACACAGUACUAAACUGCUAAACAACUUUAGAUGUAAUCAGGUUAUCAAAGGCAAGUAGAGUAAUAAAACCUCUCCUGCAUGGUAAAUCUAGAUUUUUUUUUCCAGUUGUCCUUGUGAUAGUGUCACCAAUACAUGAUUUAAACUGAGCACUGAUGCUGGACUCAUGAUUUUACAUUUUUGCAGGGCCUUUUCUUGUACGGUUUAAUUUUAUGGUUCUUCAGCCUUCCUUCCCCAUCUGUAACUGUUCUAAAUCUGUCCAUAGUAACUGAUGUUUAUUUGCUGUGAAAUAACUUGAUGGUAGAAAGUGGGCUCUAUAACAGUGUGCUUUUGUUGGAGGAAUUCCCUGUGGCGGGUGUGUAUGUUGGUGGGAUAACUUGUUGCAGGAGUAUACUGCUUGCUUCUGUCUUAGUCUAAAACAGGGAAAACAGUCCACUCUCUCUCUUCUUGUGCUCAGUGGCUUUACAUCAUUUUUUGCCAUUUUAUCCUUUACAUUUGUUAACAGAACGUAAAUAUGUAUAAAAUUUGAAGGAAUGGAGCUAACAGUUAAAUACAUUGUGUAUAUGAUUUUAAUGAAGAAAAUAAAUUGAUUACUGGCAUUAGAACAGUA